AUAGGGCUGCUGGUUCGGGUUAUUCAGUUAGUUCGGAUCGGUUAGUUUGAAUCGAUAGAAAUUUCACAAAAAUAAACCAAAAGCCGAUACCACACUCGAAAUCUACUGUACGUAACUAAGUACAUAGGGCCGUUGGUUCGGGUUAUUCAGUUAGUUCGGGUCGGUUAGUUUAGAUCGGUAGAAAUUUCAUAAAAAUAAACUGAAAGCUGAUACCACACUCGAAAUCUAUUGUACGUAACUGAUUAAGUACAUAGGGCUGCUGGUUCGGGUUAUUCAGUUAGUUCGGGUCAGUUAGUUUGGAUCGUAGAAAUUUUACCGAAAUAAAUCAAAAGCCGAUACCACACUCGAAAUCUAUUGUAUGUAACUGACUAAGUACAUAUGGCUGCUUGUUCCGGUUAUUCAGUUAGUUCGGGUCGGUUAGUUUGGAUUGGUAGAAAUUUCACCGAAAUAAACAGAAAAUACUCAGUUCAGUUUAGUUUUCGGUUAGUUCAGUUAAUUUUGGUUUAAACUUUUGAAAAAUUGAUUAGUUUUGAUUAUUUUGGUAAUUUGAUUCAAAAAUCCAAUUAAGAUUAGUACUGUUUGAAAUUUUUUUUAAAGAAAAUCCGAUUACCGAACCGAAACAAACCAAACCAAACCGAAAAUCAAUUUUUUUUUAGUUGCCAAACUGAACUAAACUAACUGGACUUCUCGGGUCAGUUCUGUUCGGCAAGUUUAAAUCAGGUUUAUACCCAUAUGUAAUGUUACUCGUCAAACCAAACUGAACCGGUAACCGAGUUGAUUAUGAAGAGCUCUCCAAACCAAACGAAAACCGAAAAUUCUGGUCCGGUUCAAAUUCGCAAAGCUACAUUUCAUUCUUGUGUUCUAGUGGGCUUUUUACCAACGGCACGGCCCGUAUCACCUCCAAACCAGCCCAUAAUGGCCCAUUAAAUUAUUUUGAAACUCAAAAAAAAAAAAAAAUCAAAUUCGAAAAUAUACAUCUCCCUCCCUCCCGAGGGAAAACAUUUUUGGCUCCAAACUCGAAAACAUUUUCACAAAAAAAAAAAAAGCGCCUACGAGCUUUUGGUUGUUAUAAACAAUCUCUUCCCCAACUCCAAAAUGAAAAUCUCCAAAUCGCUCAAACUCCACCGCUCCAAUCCACCGUCGAAUCUCCUCCUCGUCCGUCGUCCGUCAUCGAUCUCAAACCUUCCACCUAUGGAGAACAAUCUUAAGCGCCAGCGAACAACACGCGUCGCCGGAAGAAGCUCCAAGCGCGGCCGGGAGACGUACGCGGUUUCGAUAAUCACUCAGAUCACCGAGAUCGAGGAAGAAGAAACAGAUCUCGUCGUCGCGAUCAGCCGCCACGUGGAUGUUCUUAACUCCAGCUUCUCAGAUGCGGGAGAUGUCAAAGGAGCUGCUGCUGCUCUCUCCUCCCUCGCUAAAACUGACGAAAACGUGGAGAUGAUGGUGGAGAACGGAGCGAUUCCCGCUUUGGUUAGAAACUUGGAAUCGCCAUGGUCUUUAGCAAUCAGCGGGAACGUUGCCAAGUCUUGUGAUCAUAAGCUGGAGAAAGAUUGUGCUGUUUCACUUGGACUCAUUGCUGCUAAUCAGCCUGCUUACCAGCAGCUAAUUGUAGAUGCUGGGGUUAUAGCUCCGACUGUGAAGUUGUUGAAGAGAAGAGGGGUUUGUAUUGGGUGCAUGGAAGCUAAUGCUGUUCUUAGGAGAGCAGCUGAUAUCAUCACUAAUAUUGCUCAUGAUAAUCCAAGGAUUAAAACUAAUAUAAGGGUUGAAGGUGGCAUUCCACCACUUGUUGAGCUUUUGGAUUUUCCGGAUGUUAAGGUACAGAGGGCGGCUGCUGGGGCCUUGCGUACAGUUUCUUUUAGAAAUGAUGAGAACAAGAACCAAAUUGUGGAGUUGAACGCUUUGCCCACGCUUGUAUUGAUGCUUCAGUCAGAAGAUCCUUCUGUGCAUGGCGAAUCGAUUGGGGCAAUUGGAAAUCUUGUCCACUCAUCUCCUGACAUCAAGAAAGAUGUUAUCCGCGCUGGUGCCUUGCAACCAGUAAUCGGUCUACUUAGCUCACCUUGCUUGGAGACACAGAGAGAAGCAGCAUUGUUAAUUGGUCAAUUUGCUGCGCCUGAUUCAGACUGCAAGGUGCACAUUGCCCAGAGAGGUGCCAUUACACCAUUAAUUAAGAUGCUUGAGUCAUCAGAUGAGCAGGUCACGGAAAUGGCAGCGUUUGCUCUUGGUCGUUUGGCCCAGGACACACACAAUCAGGCUGGGAUUGGGCAAAGAGGAGGCAUUAUUUCACUAUUAAAUCUUCUUGAUGUGAAAACUGGAUCUGUGCAACACAACGCUGCCUUUGCUUUGUAUGGCCUUGCAGAUAAUGAGGAAAAUGUAGCAGAUUUCAUAAAGACUGGAGGUAUUCAAAAGCUUCAAGACGACAACUUCACCGUUCAACCGACUAGGGACUGUGUUGUGAGGACAUUGAAGAGGCUAGAGAACAAGAUUCAUGGACCUGUACUAAACCAACUAUUAUAUCUAAUGAAAACCACUGAGAAGAAUAUACAAAUGCGAAUUGCUUUGGCUCUUGCACAUCUUUGUGACCCUAAAGAUGGAAAAUUAAUUUUCAUCGAUAACAGUGGAAUGGAGUUUUUGUUGGAGCCUCUAUACAUCUCAAGCAUGAAACAGCAGAAGUAUAGCGCAAGAGCUUUAUUCGAAUUAGCUACAAAAGCUACAUCCUUUGCACCAGAGGACUCAGCUCCUUCCUCACCCACACAGCGGGCGUUUUUGGGUGAGGAAUUCGUGAACAACCCUACUUUGUCCGAUGUCACAUUCCUGAUCGAUGGUAAACAAUUCUUUGCUCACAAGAUUUGCUUGGUAGCUUCCUCUGAUAUAUUUCGUGCAAUGUUUGAUGGCCUUUACAAGGAACGCAACGCCCAAAAUGUGGAGAUCCCAAAUAUAAGCUGGGAAGUGUUUGAGCUUAUGAUGAGAUUCAUAUACACAGGAAAAAUCAACAUCACAAAAUACUUGGCUCAAGAUCUGCUUGUAGCAGCUGAUCAGUAUCUUCUCGAAGGUCUCAAGCGGCUUUGUGAGUACACAAUCGCGCAGGACAUCUGUGUGGAAAACAUACCGUUCAUGUACGACUUAGCAGAUACAUUCAAUGCGUCAGCCUUAAGACGAGCAUGCACUCUCUUCGUUCUUGAGCAUUACACUAAGCUCAGCUCUGAACUGUGGUUUCCCAUGUUCAUAAAGAAAAUAAUACCAGAAAUCCGGAGCUACAUCACUGAUAUUCUCAGACGGCCAGUCCAAGCUAGCAGCUAGUCCAACCAUUGUAUAAAAAAGAUUCUUUUUUGGUUAGAUAACUGGUCUAUAUUUUGUAACUGCUAUAUGCUAAAUUCAAAAAUAUCAAGAGGCCUCAAAGUCAGUGUUCUUUAUUCUACUUUAUAAAUAACUUUUACU
Brassica rapa (field mustard) is the source of this 3435-nucleotide messenger RNA. RefSeq names its product ARMADILLO BTB ARABIDOPSIS PROTEIN 1. Lineage: Eukaryota; Viridiplantae; Streptophyta; Magnoliopsida; Brassicales; Brassicaceae. Gene Ontology annotation, molecular function: protein binding. The record is from RefSeq and is a predicted model, not a curated record.